Molecule: messenger RNA, 1738 nt
Organism: Somion occarium
Lineage: Eukaryota; Fungi; Basidiomycota; Agaricomycetes; Polyporales; Cerrenaceae
Source: the annotation of a GenBank genome assembly
CAAGACUCUUAACAACUUACACCCCCUCAAGAGAUCUCUCCCUCCUAAACCUCCUCGAAUACUGAUAGUACGAUCGACGAGACCCCAAGAAGAUUAACCAGAGGUUCCGCUUGCAUCCGCCACCUUUUGAAUUCGCUUGGAAUCCAGUGUGUUGUCGACGAACUCGAUAUAGCGCGGGCAGCUCUACCGACAGCACAUCCUGUGCGCACUCUCACCCUGGCUCCAUUCUGUGCGAAUCUCCGAACCGCGUAUAUAUCUGCCGAAUACCCGCACUAGCUUCACUACGGAACGCUGGACAAACUUAAGCUGAACUUCCACCUCAACCAUGGCUUUGAUGUUUCAACGCAACCCGCGUUAUGUCCUUUUAGUCGUUGUUAUAUGUGCCAUUACAUUCCUGCUCUUCACCCACUCAAACUUCGGAUUGGCUGAGCUUCCCGUUGAUGUUUCGGGAUUGCCAAAUGACCCCAGUCUUCCUGCGCGGAUAGCCCGCUCAGAGAGGAUGUAUCAAAAGACCUUGGAGAAGAGGCAGGAGUUAAUUAAGAAACAUGGGCCGACUCCGGAACGGGUGGUCAUGUUCCCGCCAGACAAGGAUCCAUGGCCAGCGUAUACAGCUUGGGACUUCUUUCCGCCAACGUUUGAUUGCCCGCAUGACUUGGAGCGGAUAGGUUCGGCGGGCGACGGCGGAAAAUGGAUUUGUGGACUAUCUAGGCUGGAGGACAAGCCCAACUGUGUGAUUUAUACCUUUGGUGUGGACUGGGACUCAUCAUUCGAAGGGGAAGUUUUGUCUCGUACGAGACAUUGUGAAAUUUGGGGUCACGACGCUCUGCAUACCGGCUUUGGUCACCAGAUACCCAAGGACCUCAAACAUCGUACCCACUUCGCGCAACUGCAACUCGGACCCAAGGACUCGCAUGGCCCUGACGACACGCCGAAAAUAUGGACGCUCCAAUCGCUGAUGCGCCAGAACGGUCACAAGCACAUUGAUAUUUUGAAAAUCGAUAUCGAAGGCUGGGAGUUUGACACGCUGAGGUCUAUCGUUCAGACGUUCCUUGACUGGGAAACACCGUUGCCAUUUGGACAACUUCAGAUGGAGAUUCAUGCAUGGAACAAAAAGUUUCCAGACUUCCUCAACUGGUUCGAGUUUUUGGAGUCGGCAGGGUUGAGACCGUUUAUGUCGGCACCAAAUCUCGUAUACGUCAAUUAUAACCGCCAAAGUGGCGCCGAACUCGUCGAUUACUCCUUCCUAAACAUCAAGGGUCAAAACGUUUUCGUCUCACAACCCAGUUUGGAAGAUCACACACGAGACGGUGUCCAUACCCAAAUACCUGAUGUCUAAGCUAGUCUUUAGACAAAACACACCCUACGCCUUCAUCUUCGAUGUACUUCACGCCCCUCUCCUCCCUUUCGUCUCUACGCUAUUUCGAUAUACCUGACUUCCACGUCGAUCUGCUCUAGGCAACCCUGCACGUCUCACGUAUUAUUACUCAAACCUAUCUUCAUUAGUCACGCACAUACAUACCAUAGUCACAUCUGCACAUCUAGACGAUCUACAUAUUAUUCAGGCAAAGCGAAGGGAUGAGAGGAGGGGAGGUGUUCUUUUAUUAUUUUUCUGCUUGAUUCAAAUGUACUAGUUUUUCUUGUGAUAGUGUUUGUUGUUGAAGUUACCCCUGGCCAGCCAUGGUGGACGAUGAGGCCAGUACUUACUGUAGAUACGGAUCUUUCUAUAUUCUAUCAGCUC